Messenger RNA from Ciona intestinalis (vase tunicate), 1235 nucleotides. NCBI's taxonomy places the organism in Eukaryota, Metazoa, Chordata, Ascidiacea, Phlebobranchia, Cionidae. The record is from RefSeq and is a predicted model, not a curated record.
UUGGUUUUUAACAUAUUGCGGUUUUAACGCGCAGAAAAUAACACGGUUAAACGUUAGAUAAACGUACGUUACACAGUUUAAAUGGGUUAAACGCAAUUCUAUUCGAAAUAUUUUUGGUAUUCACUGAGAUGGAUGAUAGCAGCAUUUUAGAUGAAGUGCUAAUGAACGAUUCUCUGUCGUUAUCCGACGCAACAAAAGCUAGCGUGAGUUACAAUACUUGUAACAGGGCAGGCAUGGACAAUAUUGGCUGGUGUGAAAACUGCAAUAAAAGUGCUCAGGACAUGCAGAGUCGUCACAAAAGACAUUUGGAUAUGGUUAAACAAAAGCUACUUUUCACAGAUAACUUGAUACAAAUGUACGCCAAGUGUAAAAGCAAACUUGAUGAUGCGAUGAUGAAGGUAACCUCACUUGAACAACAAUGUGAGAAAAAAGAGACAGACAAUCAACUAAUUCAACAACAGUUAGAGGCUUUACUUGCAAACAAAAACACAAGUGAGGUUGAAAACUUGCAGAAAAGGAUUUCAACUUUACAACAAUCUAAUGAGAGUCUUCAGGAUAAAGUAUCUGGAAUGGAGAUGACGCGUCAAAUGUACGAGCACAAGAUUCAAUCAAUGAAAGAAGAAGAGUCGGUGAAACGAGAUACCAAGAAACAACAUAAUCAUGAUAUGAAUGCACUUGAAAAAGAGCUAAAACAAACUCGUAAGAAGCUUGAAAACAUAGAAAAAGAAAACGAAAAGUUGCAGAAAAAAUUGGAAAUUGCCGCUGCUGGUCGUCGCUUGCGUCGUAACACAGGUUCCCACACUACAGACUCAGAGAGACCUUCGACUGCCGACUCUAAAGUUGACGGUUCAACUACAAAUGACAGCGAAACAACUCCUUUUAAGGAACCGGUCAAACGAAAGAAAUCAAAAAAAGUUCACCGAAGAAAAUCCGNCACCACAGAAGAAAGUGAUGACGAUNAAAAAAACUCAGAGAGACCUUCGACUGCCGACUCUAAAGUUGAUGGUUCAACUACAAAUGACAGCGAAACAACUCCUUUUAAGGAACCGGUCAAACGAAAGAAAUCAAAAAAAGUUCACCGAAGAAAAUCCGCCACCACAGAAGAAAGUGAUGACGAUAAAAAAAGUCUGGAGCAAUCUGUGAAGAAGUUUGCUCGCAUCAAGAGUUUUGCAUCUGAUGAUCAAAUCUCAUCAUCCUCGCAUGUUGAACAAAAUGUUGGCAAAAAUAAGGGCUGA